Molecule: messenger RNA, 773 nt
Organism: Acromyrmex echinatior (Panamanian leafcutter ant)
Lineage: Eukaryota; Metazoa; Arthropoda; Insecta; Hymenoptera; Formicidae
Gene: Xport-A
Product: exit protein of rhodopsin and TRP A
Source: RefSeq, a predicted model, not a curated record
GAGAAUAUAACGCUUGAAUUACGCAGUAUUGAAUUUACUAGAUAUUUAGGAACACUGUCAUGCGCCGUGCGAGCUUUGGAGAAUCCGCGGCACUGUCGUGAAAUCUUUUAAUGAGCUUACUAAGCCUAGAAACCUUAUCGGCAUGUCUCGUGCGAAGUAAGGCGAAAAGCGACAAACCGUUGGUGGCAGUUGUUGCGUGCGUCACGUUGCAGGAAUUUCACGCUUCGUAAAAAGCCGUAAAAAUACGCAGUCUACUCUGAAUUCAAACGCACGUUUACGAUCGUUGAGAAAGCUCGACCAUGAUGAUCGCUAUAUAGUCAGCAUGAAGAAACGUGGAAACAACGAAAAUAAAGGUAGUAAGAGUUGUCAUAAUGGAAGGAAUGCGGUGGAGAAGUCGGAUUUGGGAGGUCUAAGCGAUGACGAGAAUCAAGGUUUUGGAAAUUGGAUCCGAUCCAGCACCGGUAUCGAAAUGAUGCGGCUCUUCGUGAUCGCGAAUUCGAUUUUGGUCUUUGUGACUAUAGCUUGGCCAAACAUGAAAGAAUCCUUUUACAUUAUCAAAGAUUAUCUUGUGGGAGAAGAGGAUUAAGUGAUCUCAAUCGAAAAGAUAGUUUAGGAAUAACGUGAUCAUUGUUUAAUCAAUUUAAAAACAAGUAUGACAAUAUUAUUUUUUCCAAUUAUUACAAUUAUUAUCUGUUAACGUCAAUUUUAUCUUUCAUGUCAUUGAUUAAUCUCAAGCAACAACUGUCUUAAAUUCAACAUUAAUAAUAGAACAA